GCGGCGUGUGCGGCGGCACAGGGUUCCCGAUUCGGAUCGGAAGGCCUGCUGAGCACCCCCCGCCCGCUUCCAUAAGGCUUUGCCUUUCCAACUUCAGCUACAGUGUUAGCUAAGUUUGGAAAGAAGACCAAAAGAAGACCCCGGGCCCUUUCUCUUUUGUUCUUCGCCGUAGUAGUUGUUGGGGUCUUUGGGCACAAGGCUCCUGGGUUUUCCUCGGUGCUCUCUUCAGUUCCUUGCACUCCUGUUAACAAGCACCUCUGCAGAAGCGGCGACAGAAGAGCAAGCGGGGGGCGCCUGGUGUCAUGACCAGGGCAAGAAAGCAAAACGGCCAGGGAGGAUGUUGGGAAUCCUUAACCAGCUACCUGACCUCUGCAAAAUUCCUUCUCUACCUUGGUCAUUCUCUAUCGACUUGGGGUGAUCGGAUGUGGCACUUUGCAGUGUCUGUGUUCCUGGUAGAGCUCUAUGGAAACAGCCUCCUCUUGACUGCAGUCUAUGGGCUGGUCGUGGCAGGGUCUGUUCUGCUCCUAGGAGCCAUCAUUGGUGACUGGGUGGAUAAGAAUGCCAGACUUAAAGUGGCCCGGACUUCACUGGUGGUACAGAAUGUUUCUGUCAUCCUGUGUGGCAUCAUCUUGAUGAUGGUUUUCUUGCAUAAAAAUGAUCUUCUGACCCUUUACCAUGGAUGGGUUCUUACUUCCUGCUAUAUCUUGAUCAUCACUAUUGCAAAUAUUGCAAAUUUGGCCAGUACCGCCACUACAAUCACUAUCCAAAGGGACUGGAUUGUUGUCGUUGCAGGAGAAGACAGAAGCAAAUUAGCAGAUAUGAAUGCUACUAUACGAAGGAUUGACCAGCUAACCAACAUCUUAGCCCCCAUGGCUGUCGGCCAGAUCAUGACAUUUGGUUCUGCAGUAAUUGGCUGUGGUUUCAUUUCGGGAUGGAAUUUGAUGUCCAUGUGUGUAGAGUACUUUCUGCUCUGGAAGGUCUAUCAGAAAACACCUGCUCUUGCUGUGAAAGCUGCUCUUAAAGUAGAGGAAGCUGAAUUGAAACAGCUGAAUUUACACAAAGAAACUGAGCCAAAAUCCCUGGAGGGAACUCAUUUAAUGGGUGAGAAAGACACUAACAUCGCUGAGCUGGAACAUGAGCAGGAGCCAAGCUGCGCCUCCCAGAUGGCCGAGCCCUUCCGCACCUUUCGAGAUGGAUGGGUCUCCUAUUACAACCAGUCAGUGUUUCUGGCAGGCAUGGGUCUUGCUUUCCUCUAUAUGACAGUUCUGGGCUUUGACUGCAUCACCACCGGGUACGCCUACACUCAGGGGCUGAGCGGGUCUGUCCUCAGUAUUUUGAUGGGAGCAUCAGCCAUAACUGGAAUAAUGGGAACUGUGGCUUUUACUUGGCUGCGUAAAAAAUGUGGCUUGGUUCGCACUGGUGUGAUCUCAGGAUUUGCCCAGCUUUCCUGUUUGAUCCUGUGUGUGAUCUCCGUGUUCAUGCCUGGAAGCCCUUUGGACUUGUCCAUUUCUCCUUUUGAAGAUAUCUAUUCUAGGUUCAUUCAAGCAGAGCCACUGUCUACAAUUACACCUACAAACGUCCCUGACAUCGUCUCUGCAACUGAAAUGCACAGGUCAAAUGGGUCUACUUCCGCUAACAUUGUUCCAGAGAUGAGCCCCAAAUCUGUGCCCAUAAUCUCUGUCAGUCUGCUGUUCGCAGGCGUCAUUGCUGCUAGAAUCGGUCUUUGGUCCUUUGAUUUAACUGUGACACAAUUGCUGCAAGAGAAUGUCAUUGAAUCUGAAAGAGGCAUUAUAAAUGGUGUACAGAACUCCAUGAACUACCUUCUUGACCUUCUGCAUUUUAUCAUGGUCAUCCUGGCCCCGAAUCCUGAAGCUUUUGGCCUACUUGUAUUGAUUUCAGUCUCCUUUGUGGCAAUGGGUCAUAUCAUGUAUUUCCGAUAUGCCCAGAAAACUUUGGGCAACCAGCUUUUUGUCUGUGGUGGUAAUGAAAAAGAAGUUACGAAUGAAAAUCAAACUAAUACAUCUGUUGUGUAAGACACUUUAACUGUUGCUGUCCCUGUUACUAGAUUAUAUAGAGUGCACGUGCUUAUUCUGUACCUCAGAAUUCCAAUAAACAGCUGGGUGUUUCUCUCUAGUUUUACCACAGCUAUACCUUGAGGGCUAAAAGCUAUUUAGGAAACCUAAGUCAGCAGAAGUAAUUUCCCUUACAUGGAAGGAUAGGAAAAGAAAAACUCAGUUUAAAUAUGGAGACUAAAAUGGUAAUUCUAAUUUUCCCUAUUUUAUCAUGAGUAGGUAAAAUUUUACAUGGAAGAAUGGUUAGUCAUGGGAAUUAAGUUGUUAAUUGGCAGAUAUUUAUUAUCUGUAUGUAAAUUCAGGUAUGACAUUUUUCCCUAAAACUUAUUCUUAUUCAAGCCCAGCUAAUUUACUUCUUUUUUUGGUUUCUUACUCUUGGUUUUAUUAUAAAAACAAAUAAAUUCUGCUCCAAGGAUGAAGAUUAAAGUUUGAUAACCAAUAUUAUCCUUAUUGAUCCUAUUCAUCUUAAGGGAUUUACAUGUAUGUACAAAAAUGAAAUGCUUAACUGGAAUUCUCUAAUAUAGGGCUUAUGGUUUAACUUUAGAGAGCACCUUUGUAUUUUUAUUAUUAGAUGGCACAAAAUCAUGUAUUAAGCAUAUGUAGCACUUCAUAAAAUAGCUAUCACGUAAGCUGCACGUAGAAGCAAAGCUGUAGAUUCAUAGGACAGUGAAUGCAUAAGGACUUCAAAUAUGCCAAUAGUUUGGCCAUAGAAACUAGAAGCUAAAAGUCACACACAAGGGCAAGAUCUGAGCUUAACUCAUGCCACUGUCGUUAACGAUCUCUGUCUUGGAAUAUGAGGGAUUCAUCUUUCAGCCUGGUAAGUUAAACAUAGAAAGCAAGCCCGUAUUUGGAAAGGUUUUAUUUUAUAAAUCAUUUGAUUUACUUUAAACAUGCUCCAGUAGAGCAUUUUACUUCUACUGUUUUGUACCCAGGAGUUAUUUUUACAUAAUUGUAGAGCAAGACUGUUUGCUCAUAAAUGUAUCCCUUUCAAAUGUCUCUGAGAAGAAUGGAGAGGGGAAAAAACACUUUUGUAUAUGUUUUUAAAAACUGUUUUACAAGUCAUUUUGCCACAUGCCAGUACCAACAUGGUACUUUGCCUUAACUGUUUAUGCACUUUUAUGGAGACUGCAAUACGUCGCUAUGAGCACUUUCUUUAUCCUUGAGGUUUAAUCUUCUUUCUGUAGUAUGACAAAAUGAUUUGCUAUGUUGUAAAAAUCUUUGUAAAAUAUUUCUAUAUAAAAACAUUUUUAAAAUCUUGA
Molecule: messenger RNA, 3331 nt
Organism: Manis javanica (Malayan pangolin)
Lineage: Eukaryota; Metazoa; Chordata; Mammalia; Pholidota; Manidae
Gene: SLC40A1
Product: solute carrier family 40 member 1
Biological process (GO): iron ion transmembrane transport
Cellular component (GO): basolateral plasma membrane
Molecular function (GO): peptide hormone binding; iron ion transmembrane transporter activity
Source: RefSeq, a predicted model, not a curated record